UGCAAGAUGGGGGAAGGGAGAGGAGCCACUUCUCCUCUGGCCUCCCCUCAACUCCCACUGCAAUUUUAGGAUAGGAGCCUGGGGAGAAAGGGUUAUCUGCUUGCAGGCUGUCUCAGCCCCCGACUACGUGUUCUGGACCUUUUCUGGUCUGAGAGAGGGCAGAGCCGGGCAGACCCCAAGCAAUGGCCUGAGUCCCCAUGGCCGCCCCUCAGGACCUGGACAUCGCUGUGUGGCUGGCCACGGUGCACCUGGAGCAGUAUGCAGACACGUUCCGGCAGCAUGGCCUGGCUACGGCGCGUGCGGCCCAGGGCUUGGGCCAUGAGGAACUGAGACAGUUGGGCAUCAGCGCUACAGGACACCGGAAACGCAUUCUGCGCUUGCUACAGGCGGGCGCUACCCAGGGGUCCCUGGAUCCCAAAUCGGAUAGUACCAUGGAACCGACCCCUAGCCCAGCCCCCCAAGCCCAACCCCCCAAACCUGUGCCCAAGCCCAGGACAGUGUUCAGUGGGCUCAGUAACCCUGCCACUACCCAGAGGCCUAGGUUGAGUCCAACCCUCUGGGGAUCAGAAAUGUCCAGGGGCCCAGAGUGCAGCCCGAAGUCCCCUUCUAUCCCCACCUCCUCCCCUGAGCAGACGUCAGCUCCGAACCCCGUGGAGAUGCUGCCCAAUGCCAUCUACUUCGGCCUGGACUUUCAAGGUGGAACACAAGCAGCUCAGAACAUGGCUCCAGACAGCUCCCAGACAAUUGCCCCCACCCCAGCCCACAGGCCCACAACAGGCACAGUGCACAUCAUGGAUCCCGGUUGCCUAUACUAUGGGGUCCAGCCUACGGGGGUUCCGGGAACCCCUGACAGGAGAGAGGGCAGAGGUAUCUGUCAGGACAGGGCUGAACACAGGCUCAGCAGGCAAGAUCUGGAAGCACGGGAGGACGCUGGCUAUGCCAGCCUUGAGCUACCUGGGGACUCCACCCUUUCACUGCCUACCCUGGACUUGGAAGAACCCAGCGAUGACCUCAUCUCACCCUAUGCCAGCUUCUCCUCCACGGCAGACCGCCCCACACCCCUGCUCAGUGGCUGGCUGGACAAGCUGUCCCCUCAGGGAAACUAUGUCUUCCAGAGACGCUUUGUGCAGUUCAACGGGAGGAGCCUGAUGUACUUUGGCAGUGACAAGGACCCCUUCCCCAAGGGCAUCAUCCCUCUGACUGCCAUUGAGAUGACCCGCAGUAGCAAGGACAACAAGUUCCAGGUCAUCACUGGCCAGAGAGUAUUCGUGUUUCGUGCAGAGAGUGAGGCUCAGAGGGAUGCAUGGUGCUCCGCUCUGCAAUCCUGCCUGAAGGAGCAGCGGCUGCUGGGCCACCCCCGGCCCCCCCAGCCACCCCGACCCCUCCGCACAGGCAUGCUGGAGCUGCGGGGACACAAGGCCAAGGUGUUCGCUGCCUUGAGCCCUGGAGAGCUGGCACUAUACAAGAGUGAGCAGGCCUUCUCUUUGGGCAUCGGGAUCUGCUUCAUUGAAUUGCAAGGCUGCAGUGUCCGGGAGACUAAGAGUCGAAGUUUUGACCUGCUCACACCUCAUCGCUGCUUCAGCUUCACAGCCGAGUCAGGGGGGGCGCGGCAGAGCUGGGCGGCCGCUCUGCAGGAAGCAGUAACCGAGACCCUGUCUGACUACGAGGUGGCUGAGAAGAUCUGGUCCAAUCGGGCAAACCGGCACUGCGCAGACUGUGGGGCCUCCCGCCCAGACUGGGCUGCUGUCAACCUGGGGGUGGUCAUCUGCAAGCAGUGUGCAGGUCAGCACCGAGCCCUGGGUUCUGGGAUCUCCAAGGUGCAGAGCCUGAAGCUGGAUACGAGUGUCUGGAGCAAUGAGAUCGUGCAGUUGUUCAUUGUCUUGGGAAAUGAUCGUGCCAACCGCUUCUGGGCAAGGGCACUACCCCCGGGAGAAGGGCUACAUCCAGACUCGAACCCUGGUCCCCGGGGAGAGUUCAUCUCCCGCAAGUACCGGUUGGGUCUCUUCCGGAAGCCCCACCCUGAGUAUCCAGAUCAUAGCCAGCUUCUCCAGGCACUGUGUGCAGCUAUGGCAGGACCCAACCUGCUGAGGACAAUGACCCAGCUCCUUUGUGUUGAAGUUUCUGAGGGCGAAGAACCUUGGUCUCCCUCAGCCGUGGACGGCACCUUCCCUGGCCUCCUUCCCCCAGACCCCUCCCCCGGUGUAUACAACGAGGUGGUAGUGCCUGCCACCUACAGCAGCUUCCUGUACUGUGGUCCCAUCAGCAACAAAGCUGGACCCCCACCCCCUCGGAGGGGCCGGGAUGCUCCCCCCCGCCUGUGGUGUGUGCUGGGAGCAGCUCUGGAAAUGUUUGCGUCAGAAAGCAGCCCGGAACCACUCAGCCUCAUCCAGCCCCAGGAUGUUGUGUGCCUGGGUGUGAGCCCCCCGCCCACUGAUCCAGGUGACCUUGACAGGUUCCUGUUUUCCUUCGAGCUCAUCCUCACGAGGGGCAGGAUCCAGCAUUUUGGCACCGAUGGAGCUGACAGUCUGGAGGCCUGGACCAGUGCCGUGGGCAAGUGGUUCUCCCCGCUGAGCUGCCACCAGCUGCUGGGCCCUGGGUUGCUGCGCCUGGGCCGCCUGUGGCUACGGUCCCCUUCCCACGCCGCCCUGGAACCUGGCCUCUGGCUGUCAGGGUUCGGCCUCCUUCGUGGUGACCACCUCUUCCUGUGUCCAGCGCCGGGCCCUGGCCCCCCCGCCCCUGAGGACAUGGUACAUCUGCGGCGGCUGCAGGAGAUCAGUGUGGUCCCUGCAGCUGACUCCCCAGACAAGAAGGAGCAUUUGGUCCUGGUGGAGACAGGGAGGACCCUGUAUCUGCAGGGGGAGGGCCGACUGGAUUUCUCAGCCUGGAACACAGCCAUCGAGCGAGCAGCUGGUGGGGGUGGCACCGGGCUGCAGGAGCAGCAGAUGAGCCGGGGAGACAUCCCCAUCAUUGUGGACGCCUGCAUCAGCUUUGUCACCCAGCAUGGGCUCCGACUGGAGGGCGUUUAUCGCAAAGGAGGUGCUCGAGCCCGCAGCCUGCGACUCCUGGCUGAGUUCCGGCGGGAUGCCCGAUCAGUGAAGCUCCGACCAGGGGAGCACUUCGUGGAAGAUGUCACUGACACGCUCAAACGCUUCUUUCGUGAGCUUGAUGAUCCUGUGACCUCUGCACGGCUGCUGCCUCGCUGGAGAGAGGCUGCAGAGCUGCCCCAGAAGAAUCAGCGCCUGGAGAAGUACAAAGAAGUGAUUGGCUGCUUGCCCAGGGUCAACCGCCGCACACUAGCCACCCUCAUCGGGCACCUCUAUCGGGUGCAGAAGUGUGCAACUCUAAACCAGAUGUGCACACGGAACCUGGCCCUGCUGUUUGCGCCCAGCGUGUUCCAGACAGAUGGGCGAGGGGAGCACGAGGUGCGGGUGCUGCAGGAGCUCAUCGACAGCUACGUCGCUGUCUUUGAUAUUGAUUCUGACCAGGUAGCUCAGAUUGACUUGGAGGUCAGUCUUAUCACCACUUGGAAGGAUGUGCAGCUGUCCCAGGCUGGAGACCUCAUCAUGGAAGUGUACAUAGAGCAGCAGCUCCCAGACAACUGUGUCACCCUGAAGGUGUCGCCAACACUGACUGCUGAGGAGCUGACUAACCAGGUACUAGAAAUGCGAGGGACAGCAGCUGGCACGGACUUGUGGAUGACGUUCGAGAUUCUUGAGCAUGGGGAGCUUGAGCGGCCACUGCACCCCAAGGAAAAGGUCCUGGAGCAGGCCCUACAAUGGUGCCAGCUUCCAGAGCCCUGCUCAGCCUCUCUGCUCUUGAGAAGAGUCUCCCUGGCCCAAGCUGGCUGUCUCUUCACAGGUGUUCGACGUGAGAGCCCUCGGGUGGGGCUGUUGCGAUGUCGUGAGGAGCCACCUCGCUUGCUGGGAAGCCGCUUCCAGGAAAGGUUCUUUCUGCUGCGUGGCCGCUGCCUGCUGCUGCUCAAGGAGAAAAAGAGCUCUAAACCAGAGCGAGAAUGGCCUCUGGAAGGUGCCAAGGUCUACCUGGGGAUCCGCAAGAAGUUAAAGCCUCCAACACUAUGGGGCUUCACGUUGAUACUGGAGAAGAUGCACCUCUACUUGUCUUGCACUGAUGAGGAUGAGAUGUGGGACUGGACCACCAGCAUCCUUAAAGCCCAGCACGAUGACCAGCAGCCCGUGGUCUUACGACGCCGUUCCUCUUCUGACCUCGCCCGUCAGAAGUUUGGCACUAUGCCCUUGCUGCCCAUCCGUGGGGAUGACAGUGGAGCCUCACUCCUUUCUGCCAAUCAGACCUUGCGGCGACUACACACCCGGAGGACCCUGUCCAUGUUCUUUCCAAUGAAGUCAUCCCAGGGGUCUGUGGAGGAACAAGAGGAACUGGAGGAGCCUGUGUACGAGGAGCCCGUGUAUGAGGAAGUAGGGGCCUUCCCCGAGCUGACCAAGGACACCUCCACAUCUUCCAUCGCCUCACGGGAGUGGGCAGCCAAGCUGGAGAACCCGCUCACCAGCCAGAGGUCCUUUGAUCAACCCUUUCUCUCAAAGACAAGCACCCCAGGCUGGGAUGAGAGGCCACCUGAGCCUCCUCCAGGCCCCCCUUCAAAGAGCAGUCCCCAAACACAGGGAUCCCUGGAGGAACAGCUGCUCCAGGAGCUCAACAGCCUUAUCCUGAGGAAGGGAGAGCUCACCGCAGGCCUGGGAAUCCCUUCCCAGCCAUCCAGCCCCCAGACGCCCAGCCCUACCAGCCUGCCAGCACAGACACCCGACUUUCCCACCCCAACCCCCUGCACUUCUGGUCCACCCUCCAGCCAGCCCCUCACAUGACCCUAGGACCAGCAGUCUGAGGGAGUAGGUACCCAGAAGACCCAAGCUCUCACCAUGGCAGAUGCCACUGGGAGCCUCCUCUGCCCUGGCUGGGAAGAUCCCAGAAUCCAGCGUGACAUUGGAAGAAGCGUUAGACUGAGCCAGGUGGAGGCCAGGUGUCCCAGGGCAGGCCAUGCCCCUCUCUGGGCCUCAGCAUCUAUCUGUACCAUGCAGUAACUGAAACUAGGAGACUGGUGAAUGUCCCCUGUGUGUCUCAGAGCUGUUUGCCUCUGUAUUUUACCUCGACGAGGGCAGCUCCGCCUUUAUAUUUUUGAUACGCAGGUGUUUUUGAGAGAUUUUAGGCCUUAAAAGAAUGGUUUUGCUGCAUUAAAGGGAGAAAGUUUUGGAAGCCAGAGGGCUGGAUGAUGUGCAGGUCUAUCCUACCCUGCUUUCUACUUUCUGUGACUACAUUGAAGCCCUGGAGGCGGGAGAUGGGCUGGGGUAUGGCGCUCAGGAAAAGGGGAGCCCAAAAAGGAUGGACCACUAUUAAUAAACCC
This is a messenger RNA of Tupaia belangeri chinensis (Chinese tree shrew), 5374 nucleotides long. RefSeq names its product ArfGAP with RhoGAP domain, ankyrin repeat and PH domain 3 (gene ARAP3). Bases 198 to 4838 code for a protein of 1546 amino acids. NCBI's taxonomy places the organism in Eukaryota, Metazoa, Chordata, Mammalia, Scandentia, Tupaiidae. The transcript has 34 exons. Gene Ontology annotation, molecular function: GTPase activator activity; phosphatidylinositol-3,4,5-trisphosphate binding; protein binding. Gene Ontology annotation, biological process: positive regulation of GTPase activity; signal transduction. The record is from RefSeq and is a predicted model, not a curated record. Gene Ontology annotation, cellular component: cytoplasm.